AUGGCGAUGCCGCCGAUGCAAAUGGGGCCGCCGACCUCCACCGGCAUGCCAUCGCCAACGAUGGGGCCGAUGCCGCCUACAGACAAGAACAUGGACAUGCCCGCCAACAUGCCCGCGAUGCACAUGGCCUUCUUCUGGGGGCACCGGGUGCAGGUGCUCUUCUCCAACUGGCCAGGGGAUCACCGUGAUGGGGUCGGCAUGUACGUCCUUUGCCUCCUCGUCGUGGUUGUGCUCGCUGCGCUCGUCGAGGUGCUUUCGGCAUGGUCCCGUGGUCUCUCCCGCCGCAGCCGUGACUCCAACGCGUUGGGGACCCUGCUGAUGACGGGGAUACACGCAGUGAAGCUCGGGCUCUCGUACUUGGUGAUGCUGGCCAUCAUGUCCUUCAACGGCGGGGUCUUUCUAGCCGUCUUGGCUGGCCACGCCGCUGGGUUCUUUCUCUCGCGGAGAGGGAUUCUCGGCCAUGCAACCCAUGACGACGUGCUAACGAACGGUGCUCUCCAUCCAUCAAAACCGAAACCUUAA
Molecule: messenger RNA, 522 nt
Organism: Panicum hallii
Lineage: Eukaryota; Viridiplantae; Streptophyta; Magnoliopsida; Poales; Poaceae
Product: copper transporter 4-like
Exons: 1
Coding region: 1-522 (173 amino acids)
Biological process (GO): copper ion transmembrane transport; intracellular copper ion homeostasis
Cellular component (GO): plasma membrane
Molecular function (GO): copper ion transmembrane transporter activity
Source: RefSeq, a predicted model, not a curated record